AUGCGCUUCAGCAUCAUCGUCGCAGCUUUGCUGCCUCUCGCCUGCAGCAUGGCGACCUACAACAACUGGAAGGGGUAUUCCAUUGACACUUCCCAUGUGUCUCGUGGCCAUGUCACCGAUGUUCUCAGCGGAAUCAAUCACGUUCCUCUUGGCGAGCACAAGAACACAAUCGAAGUUGCGGUCCACCCGACUAGCAUCCACGCCUUUGAAGGCCUUGCCUUAAACUCUACCCUUUUCAUCGAGAACAUGAGCGAAGAGCUUGCCAAGGAGGGAAAUUUUGAGAAGCUAAGCCCUGCGCGCACUCAUGACCGUGUCAGGCUUGCUCAACCCGACAAGGCCUACUUCAAGUCCUACCACAGCUUUGAACAGCACACCCAAUUUUUGAAAGAUCUUCAAUUCUCUUUCCCCAAGAACUCCGAGGUCUUCUCUACUGGCAAAAGCGUAGAGGGAAGAGACAUUCAAGGCAUUCACCUGUGGGGGAAGGCUGGAAAAGGCAAGAAUCCUGCCAUUAUCUGGCACGGAAAUGUGCAUGCUCGCGAAUGGAUCAGCAGCAUGACAGUUGAGUAUUUGGCUUGGAAGCUUGUUCAAGGUUAUCAUGACAAAAACAAACUUUCUCGAUCUAUCAUUGAUAGUCAUGACUUUUACAUCCUGCCAAUCGUUAAUCCUGACGGUUUUGUCUACACCACCAAGUCUGAUCGCCUGUGGCGUAAGAACCGCCAGAAGGGCGCUCACAAGACAUGCGUGGGCACUGACAUCAACCGAAAUUGGCCUUACAAGUGGGAUAUUCCCGGUGGCUCCUCCACAGAUCCUUGCAACGAGACGUACCGAGGUCGCAAGCCCGGAGACACACCAGAGAUCAAGGCUUUGACGAACCACACCAUGGCGAUUGCACAGAAGACAGGAAUUCGCUCCUACAUUGACUGGCACUCUUACAGUCAGCUUAUCCUAUUGCCCUAUGGCUACACCUGCGAUCUCAAUGCGACCAACACAAACUACCAGAUGGAACUGGCAGGUGAGGUAGCGAGCGCGAUUGAAGAUUAUGAGGGGACAUACUUUGACUACGGCCCUACUUGUCAGACUAUCUACCAAACCUCUGGCGGCAGUAGCGAUUGGGUCUAUGAUGUUGCUGAGGCCGAACUAGCUUGGGGCAUCGAGCUUCGACCUGCAAGAUUGAGGGGCGAUGGGUUCGUCCUUCCACCCAAGAACAUCGUCAAGUCCGGUGAAGAGAUUUGGGCUGGUAUGAAGGUUUUGUUCACAAAACUCAUGGAGAAGGACAAAUGA
This is a messenger RNA of Fusarium poae, 1281 nucleotides long. RefSeq lists its product as uncharacterized. The coding region runs from base 1 to 1281 and encodes 426 amino acids. Gene Ontology annotation, biological process: proteolysis. Gene Ontology annotation, molecular function: metallocarboxypeptidase activity; zinc ion binding. Lineage: Eukaryota; Fungi; Ascomycota; Sordariomycetes; Hypocreales; Nectriaceae. The record is from RefSeq and is a predicted model, not a curated record. The transcript is spliced from 4 exons.